This is a messenger RNA of Manis javanica (Malayan pangolin), 2429 nucleotides long. RefSeq names its product mitochondrial E3 ubiquitin protein ligase 1 (gene MUL1). Lineage: Eukaryota; Metazoa; Chordata; Mammalia; Pholidota; Manidae. Gene Ontology annotation, molecular function: ubiquitin-protein transferase activity. The record is from RefSeq and is a predicted model, not a curated record. Gene Ontology annotation, biological process: protein ubiquitination; organelle organization. Gene Ontology annotation, cellular component: mitochondrion.
UCGCUAGGCGACGGGCUGCGGGUUUCCGGGGAGAGUUGCAUCGGGGCGUUCGUCCGGGGGUGUUGGUCUGUGAGGGUGGUGGUUGCGGGGCCUGACCUCGGCGUCGCCACCUGCACCCAGGGCUCGGCCGGGCUAUGGAGGGCGGAGGGCGGCCCUCGCUGGGCCAGUUCAUCCUCCUGGGCACCAGCUCUGUCGUCACCGCCGUCCUGUACUCCGUGUACCGACAGAAGGCCCAGGUCGCCCAAGAGCUCAAGGGAGCUAAAAGAAUCCACUUGGGUGAAGACUUAAAGAAUAUUCUUUCAGAAGCUCCAGGAAAAUGUGUGCCUUAUGCUGUUAUUGAAGGCGCUGUCCGAUCUGUUAAAGAAACACUUAACAGCCAGUUUGUGGAAAAUUGCAAGGGGGUGAUUCAGCGGCUGACACUUCAGGAGCACAAGAUGGUGUGGAAUCGAACAACCCACCUCUGGAAUGACUAUUCAAAGAUUAUUCACCAGAGGACCAACACGGUACCCUUUGAGCUGGUGCCCCAUGAGGAUGGCGUGGGUGUGGCCGUGCGAGUGCUGAAGCCCCUGGACUCGCUGGAUCUGGGCCUGGAGACUGUGUACGAGAAGUUCCACCCCUCUGUCCAGUCCUUCACGGAUGUCAUCGGCCACUACAUCAGUGGUGAGCAGCCCAAAGGCAUCCAGGAGACUGAGGAGAUGCUGAAAGUUGGGGCCACCCUCACGGGAGUAGGCGAACUAGUCCUAGACAACAACUCCAUCCGCUUGCAACCCCCCAAGCAGGGCAUGCAGUACUAUCUGAGCAGCCAGGAUUUUGACAGCCUGCUGCAGAGGCAGGAAUCAAGUGUCAGGCUCUGGAAGGUCCUGACGUUGGUUUUUGGCUUUGCCGCAUGCGCUGCGCUCUUCUUCCUCCUCCGAAAGCAGUAUCUGCAGAGGCAGGAGCACCUGCGCCUCGAGCAGAUGGAGAAGGAGUUUCUGGAGCAUGAGGCCCGGCUGCUGAGCCAGGCUAAGCCUGAGGACAGGGAGAGCCUGAAGAGCGCCUGUGUUGUGUGUCUGAGCAACUUCAAGUCUUGCGUCUUCCUGGAGUGUGGGCACGUCUGUUCCUGCACCAAGUGCUACCGUGCCUUGCCAGAGCCCAAGAGGUGCCCCAUUUGCAGGCAGGAGAUCACUCGGGUGAUCCCCUUGUUCAGUAGCUAACAGUCUUGAAGCCCCACAGGUAGACAUGGAAGGAAGCCCCCUGCCCCCCUCCGGGGAUCUUUAUCUCAAAGCCUUAGAAGGGCCGCUGCUAGUCCCCAGGUAUGAUUGAGGGAGGGGGUCAGGGAAGUAUCCAGAUCUCCUACCUCUCUCAGUAGGACGGUGCCAUUCAACCUGAGAUGGGGCCCUUUCUUACCCAGCGUGAGAGUCAAAGCCCCAUCCUGGGUGGGUAUGGUGGCGUGGCGUUCCUUCCCGGGGACCGGGUGCGUGUACGUGAAGACUGAGCACACCUCACUGCUUAACGCCAAAGCCAGCGAUCUUCAGCUCCUAGGUUCCUGUGUCUUCUGGUCCUUCCUGGUGAAUGGUUGAUUCCUGUGGACUUGAGCAUUAAGUACUCGGCCAGAGGGAGGCCAGGUUGGGCUCUAAGUGCGGUGUGUGCCCCCCAGAGCUGCCUCUGAAGAGACCCUGCCACAGUCUUCUCCUUGUGCCUACACCCCAGGAAACAGUGGUCAGGCUGGACGUACUACUUGGGUCCUUUCCUCUCACGUGCUUGCCUCCUAAAUGUGUGCACAUGCAUAUCAGGACACCAGAAAGUGGAGUCCAGCAUCUGCCUUCUAGCCGAGAGGAGGACUCUGGUCAGAAUGAAGAGCGAGCACUUCAAGGGGCAGAUGGAAUGGUGGUCAUUCAGUGCUCCCCAGCAGUAUAAAGACAGGGCAGCCUGACUGCAGCCCUCCUGGUGUUCCCACCGGAGCAUGCCGCUGGCCCUGACUGGGAACUUCUGUGGCCUGAGAGGGCUGAGGGGUGGCUCAGCUUUUCCCUGCCUGAGGUAAACCAGGAAGGCCUCACCACCUGGAAAUAAUAAGGAUGCUGCCUGGCUGCUGAACUCUCGCCAAGGAGAAGCAGCCUGCCAGCCUCCUGAGCAUGGAGCCUUUUCCAGCGCACCCCUCUACAACUCAAAAGUUGAUAUCCCAUGGGUGUAGUCACGUGGCCCCUUCCUGUGUUGCUGUUUGCCCCCCACCUGCCCUCUUGAGUUUGUGAGUGUCACAGAAGUGAGGGAAUCUCUCUCACUUCCUCUGAGUGGUCAGAGGCCAUGUACAUAACUCUUCCUUAUCUCCCUUCCCUGGCUUUCAUUCAUCCCCUGAUCCUCCUUUGUGCUGGGGAGGAGGGGGUACUCGGGGCUGACACCAGUUCUGUGGUGUGUCCAGUGGGGACAGCACAAAUUAAACAUGUUACAACCAA